CAGCCUCCUCUCCCGGCCAGCCACCUUCUGCGGAGGGGGAGAGACGAGCGCACACCCUGCAGUCCCCCGUGACAAGCGAUGGGCGACAUCCCCAACCUCGUGAAAAUCAGCGUCUCCCUCAAAAUCCAGCCCAACGACGGGGCAGUGUAUUUCAAGGUGGAUGGGCAGCGCUUCGGCCAGAACCGCACCAUCAAGCUGCUGACUGGGGCCAAGUACAAGAUCGAGGUGGCUCUCCGGCCCGGCACUGUUCAGGCCACGACGAUGGGCAUCGGGGGCGUGAAUGUCCCACUGGAGGAGAAAUCAAGGGAUGCACAAGUGGUCUCUUACACAGGCAUCUACGACACAGAAGGGGUGCCCCACACCAAGAGCGGUGAGAGGCAGCCUAUCCAGGUCAACAUGCAGUUUAAUGACAUUGGUGUUUUUGAAACAGUCUGGCAAGUUAAAUUCUACAACUACCAUAAACGGGAUCAUUGCCAGUGGGGAAACAGUUUUGGCAGCAUUGAGUACGAAUGCAAACCGAACGAAACGCGCAGUCUUAUGUGGAUCAAUAAAGAGACCUUCCACUGAAGAGAAGUGAAAACAAUAGCGCUGGACAAUCUCCUUAAAGAAAAAUCUACCUUCUUCAACCAGCAAGAAGCCUUAACAAAGGCAUACUGUAAUGUUGCUUUGUCUCAUAAGGUUCUGGUUAACUCAGUUAUAUAUACAGUUGGUGCCACUAAAAACCUUGCCUAUUUAUGGUAUUUUAAGUUUACCAUGGCAUUGCAGAUUCUUUAUCUAUCAUCCUGAGACUACUUCAGGCAUCAUGGUAAAGAAUAUUUGAUACCUAAGUUUAAAAAAAAAAAAACAAAAACAAAGACAAGAGUCAUACUGUCAUAAUACUACGCCCACUAAACAGUUCCACUAGAUGCAACAACCUUUGUGAAGUGUUUUGCUUUAUUGCUUAGAACUUGGAUGCAACAUCACAUUGGUGAUUUUCGUAUUUAUAUUUGUGUUUGCUCCAAAAUCAGUGUACUCCUUCAACCAUUUUGUCUACACGUCAUAACAAUAGACAACAAAAAGUACAAGUUAUGGAUGUUCGUAGGUUUAGUAAACGGCAGCUACUGCACUGUUGAUAUUGUGCUUUCAUAUCAAGGGAUUUGGAACCUCACUGAUUCUCCUUUUUGUUGAGUGUCAUAAAAUAUUCUGUGAUGAAUUUCCUAUUUUGUGAGAUUUGGUAAAUUAUCAUUCUUUGUUAAGUUGCCCAGUCCCUGAAAUGGUUUCAGGAAAUAGCGUAAAAGAUGCUAACCUAAACAGAGCAAAGGCAAUAAAUCAGUCAUGGUCUUAACAAAAAGGAACAUCUAAAGACAUGAAAUAUUUACCUUAAGAUCAUAUAGUGUUUUUUGCAAGAUAUAGCAGUCAUAGUUAUCAGAAUAAGAGUUCCCAUAGUAAUCUCCAUUUGUUUUAAUGACAUAUUGCUCAAACCAGUAAAAUCCUACAAAUUAAGUUUUUCAAGCAGGACCAUUGUAUCACACCAAAAUAUACAGGAUUUCCUAUUUAAAAAAAAAAAAACAAAACUCAGCAUUGUGAAGAAAGUGCAUAUCUUGGUGCAUGCUUAUACAUGGAUUGUAUACCUUUAAAUAAAGAUAAGCAUGUAAGCAUUUGAAGGGUUAUGAGUUAAGGUGCUACAUAAACACUGACCCAGUGUUUAACACAUACAGAAAAUAAAAGCCAAACAUAUCUUUUCUUUCAGUAAACAAAGCAGGGAAACAACUACACCAUCCCAUCUCCAACUUCAUCUGAAGUAAGCUGUCAGUUCUUGCAUAUUGGUUGUAUUGGUUGUUCCCUUUGUGAAUAAUUUGUAAAUUGUGUACGUAAAUGAUAACCACAACUUUUGAUCUUUGUAAUAAAGGACUUAAAUUUAA
Molecule: messenger RNA, 1901 nt
Organism: Struthio camelus australis
Lineage: Eukaryota; Metazoa; Chordata; Aves; Struthioniformes; Struthionidae
Gene: CNRIP1
Product: cannabinoid receptor interacting protein 1
Biological process (GO): negative regulation of signaling receptor activity
Cellular component (GO): plasma membrane
Molecular function (GO): type 1 cannabinoid receptor binding
Source: RefSeq, a predicted model, not a curated record